Molecule: messenger RNA, 3517 nt
Organism: Cajanus cajan (pigeon pea)
Lineage: Eukaryota; Viridiplantae; Streptophyta; Magnoliopsida; Fabales; Fabaceae
Product: haloacid dehalogenase-like hydrolase family protein
Molecular function (GO): protein binding
Source: RefSeq, a predicted model, not a curated record
UUAAAAUCCUCCCCGCCACUCAGAAACAGAAUCAGUUGAGUGAAGCGGCAUGGCUAUGGCAUUUGAAACGAGUCGCUUUUAUCUAUCGCGCCCAACUUCCUCAACACGCUUCUUAUUCUCCUCCAAUCCCACACGACCCACACCUGUUUCGCUUCCUUCUCGAUUCUUCCAUUGCGGACCGAAACGCCUCGUUUUGGCGCCGAGAUUCGCCGUCAAAGCUUGCGCGGUGAACGUCGAGGAGAAGAAUGUCGCCGGAAAAUCAGGAGCGUGGGGGAAGGUUUCCGCGGUGUUGUUCGACAUGGACGGCGUGCUCUGCAACAGCGAAGAGCCUUCCAGAAGAGCCGCCGUCGAAUUGUUCGCCGAAAUCGGCGUCCAAGUCACCGUCGACGAUUUUGUGCCAUUCAUGGGAACCGGAGAAGCGAACUUUUUGGGAGGUGUUGCUUCUGUUAAGGGAGUUAAAGGAUUUGACCCAGAAGCUGCAAAAAAAAGGUUCUUUGAAAUAUAUUUAGAUAAGUAUGCCAAACCAGAUUCUGGAAUAGGAUUUCCAGGUGCCCUCGAACUCAUUUCUCAGUGUAAAAGCAAUGGGCUUAAAGUGGCUGUUGCAUCUAGUGCUGAUCGUAUAAAGGUUGAUGCAAAUCUAGCUGCCGCUGGUUUACCAUUGUCAAUGUUCGAUGCGAUUGUGUCUGCAGAUGCUUUUGAGAAUUUGAAACCUGCUCCUGAUAUUUUCUUAGCUGCAUCAAGAAUAUUGAAUGUGCCCCCCAGUGAGUGCAUUGUUGUAGAAGAUGCGCUAGCUGGAGUGCAAGCUGCCAAAGCUGCACAAAUGAGAUGCAUAGCUGUAAGGACCACAUUAUCAGAUGAGGCUUUGGAAUCUGCUGGCCCAACACUUAUCCGAGAUGACAUAGGAAGUGUUUCACUUGAUGAUAUUCUAAGUGGUGGCUCUGUUGGAUAUAAUAAGAGGAUGCAGGGCUCUGAAACACUAAAUAAUUUUGCACAACCUUCAUCUUCUAUACUUGCUGGAGGGUUGCAGGGUUCUCGGCGAGAAAUACUGAGAUUUGGAAGUCUGGGCAUUGCUAUCUCUUGCCUUUUCUUCACCCUAAGCAACUGGAAGGCAAUGCAAUAUGCUUCCCCUAAAGCAGUUUUGAAUCUGUUGUUUGGUGUUACCCAGCCACCCUUGGAGAAGAAAGAAGAUAACUCAAGAGAUGAUAGGAUCCAGCAAUUUGUGAACUACAUAUCUGAACUGGAAAGCAGGGGAAAUGCUCAGAUUGUUCCAGAAUUUCCAUCUAAACUUGAUUGGCUGAAUACAGCUCCACUUCAGUUUCACAGGGAUCUGAAAGGGAAAAUUGUACUGCUAGAUUUCUGGACUUAUUGUUGUAUAAACUGUAUGCACGUGUUGCCAGACCUAGAUGUUUUGGAGAAAAAAUACAAAGAUAUGCCGUUCAUUGUUGUGGGUGUUCAUUCUGCAAAGUUUGAUAAUGAGAAAGAUUCUGAAGCCAUUCGCAAUGCAGUACUACGCUAUGGAAUUUCUCACCCGGUUGUCAAUGAUGGAGACAUGUAUCUUUGGCGGGAGUUGGGUAUAAAUUCAUGGCCAACAUUUGCUAUUGUUGGCCCCAAUGGUAAGCUUCUUGCACAACUUGCAGGAGAAGGUCACAAGAAGGAUCUAGAUGAUUUUGUGGAGGCUGCACUUCUGUUUUAUGGAAAACAGAACAUGUUAGACAAUACGCCGAUUUCAUUGAGUUUGGAAAAAGAUAAUGAUCCACGCCUAUCAACAUCUCCACUCAAGUUUCCUGGAAAACUAGCAAUUGAUGUCCUUAAUAACAGACUUUUUAUUUCUGACAGCAACCAUAACCGCAUAGUGGUUACUGACUUUGAUGGGAAUUUUAUUGUACAAAUUGGGAGCAGUGGGGAGGAAGGUUUGCAGGAUGGUUCCUUUGAUGAUGCUACUUUUAACCGACCUCAGGGCCUUGCUUAUAAUGCAAAGAAAAAUAUCCUUUAUGUUGCAGACACCGAAAACCAUGCCUUGAGGGAAAUUGAUUUUGUUAAUGAGAAAGUGUGGACUCUUGCUGGAAAUGGGACCAAGGGCUCUGAUUAUGUUGGAGGUGGAAAAGGAGAUACUCAGCUCCUCAAUUCCCCUUGGGAUGUCUGCUUUCAUCCAUUUGAAGAAAAAAUUUAUAUUGCCAUGGCUGGCCAACAUCAGAUUUGGGAGCACAAUUUAUUGGAUGCAACUACAAAAUCAUUCAGUGGUGAUGGAUAUGAGAGAAAUUUAAAUGGAUCAAGUUCUACAAGCACAUCAUUUGCACAACCUUCUGGUCUUUCACUGUCUCAAGAUCUAAGGGAGAUCUACAUCGCUGAUAGUGAGAGUAGUUCAGUUCGAGCUAUUGAUCUGAAAACAGGAGGAUCUCGGUUGUUAGCUGGUGGUGACCCACUCUUCCCUGACAAUUUGUUUAAGUUUGGUGAUCAGGAUGGAAUAGGCUCUGAGGUACUUCUUCAACAUCCAUUGGGGGUUAUGUGUGGAAAUGAUGGUGAAAUUUAUAUUGCAGAUAGCUACAAUCACAAGAUCAAGAAGCUGGAUCCAACUAGUAAAAGAGUUAGCACCAUUGCAGGGACUGGGAAAGCUGGUUUCAAAGAUGGAACAGCUGUAAAAGCUCAGCUCUCUGAACCAUCAGGAAUUGUAGAAGGCAACCAGGGGAGAUUAUUUAUAGCCGACACAAACAACAGCUUAAUUCGAUAUCUUGAUUUAUACACUGGUGAAUCUGAACUCCGUACGUUGGAGCUUAAAGGAAUUCAACCUCCUAAACCAAAAUCAAGAUCUUUUAAACGUCUUAGACGACGAACAUCAGCCGACACAAUGCCAAUUAGCAUAGAUGCUAUUUCAUCGAAUGAGGGGAACUUGUUUAUUAAAAUAUUAUUACCAAAUGAGUAUCACUUUUCAAAGGAAGCACGCAGUAGAUUCAGUGUUGAUAUUGAACCUGAAGAUGCUGUGAAUAUUGACCCCCUUGAUGGAUCCCUUAGUCCAGAAGGAUCUGCAACUCUUCACUUUAAGAGAUCUUCUAACUCUGCUUCAAUGGGAAGAAUUAAUUGCAAGGUUUACUAUUGCAAGGAAGAUGAAGUUUGUUUGUACCAGUCUUUGCUGUUUGAGGUCCCCUUCCGAGAGGGAGUUUCUAACCCUGCCAAAGCUGAUGUCACUCUUGCACAUAUUGUGAAACCCAAAACUUCAACCAGCAACAUACUGCAGCCAGUUGCCCCGUGAGUCCGUGACACCUUAAACCAGGUUCUUCUAGCUCUUCAUUCUCUUGCUCAUCUUUUGCCUAUUUUUCUGUACAUAAUAAUAUUCAAAUGCCCGAGAGUCAUAUUUUUUCUGAAUACAAUCCAUCGUAACUAACAAAAAUCAAGGUUUUUGUCUGCCCUUUCUGGCUACUUUAAAGAUGUUGUCAUCAUUGUGUAAUCAUUUAUUUUUAUUAUAUAUAUACUCACAUUAUUAUAACGGUUGUCUUGCGGAUAAGCAAGGAUGGAUUGUCUA